Caenorhabditis bovis is the source of this 2355-nucleotide messenger RNA. NCBI's taxonomy places the organism in Eukaryota, Metazoa, Nematoda, Chromadorea, Rhabditida, Rhabditidae. The record is from the annotation of a GenBank genome assembly.
AUGGGCGGGAGACGUCGUCAGCAUGUUGAUGACGAGGAUGAAAUAGUGACAAAACGUCGCCGUGGUUUGCCACUUGUCGAUGAAGUCGAGAAAAAAUUACAAGAAAUCAUUGGAAAAGUUGGAGAUAAAAAUACGGGCUCCUCGAUUGAAAGUAACUUGGAAGGGCUUUGCCGAGUUCUGCAAGACGAUUUGGACAAAUACCGGGCAACAAUUAUCGAUAUUAUCGUUGGAUGUGCUAUUUAUCUACCAAACAAAGUAACAGUUUAUACGACUCUUGUUGGCCUUCUCAACGCGAAAAACUUUAAUUUCGGUGGAGACGUUGUCGAAAAAUUGAUCGCCGAGCAACAAGAUCUUUUGGAAAAUGAAAAGUAUUGUGAAGCGCAGAACUUGACAACAUUCCUGUGUGACCUGGGAAAUUGCCGUGUUUUGACGAUUCAAUCAAUUGGCGAAUACCUUGAAUCAUUUAUCACCGCGGCGUUUGAAGAAAACGUGCCACAAGUACGAACAGACUGGUUUGUCUUUACAGUUCUACGAAGCCUUCCAUUUAUUGGGUCUGAACUUGCGGAAAAGGCUAAUGAGCAGCUUGAAAAUGUGUUUGGAGGAAUUGAAAAGUAUCUCGAGCAACGAUCUAAAACUCAUGUGCCGAUUUUACAAGUUUGGCGGCCGGAUGGAACUCCGCACGAGCAAGAAGAUUACUUGGAUUCUCUUUACGCGCAGAUCAGUGUUUUAAGAGAGGCUGAAUGGAAGGAGAAGCAUAUUCCUAGGCAUUAUGUGGGAUUUGAUGCUGUUUUGCAAGAUGCUCUCCAGCACAAUCUUCCGAGUUUUUCUCCACCUGCACAUACAGAAAAUUCUACCUAUCCGUAUCCGCGAGUUGUAUUCAGAAUUUUCGAUUACGCUGAUUGUCCGGAAGAUGGAACUGUUCUUCCCGGAACCCACGCAAUUGAACGAUUUUUGAUUGAAAUGGAAAUUGAUUGGAUUAUAGAGAAAAACUGUUUGAGCAGAAAACAUUGCGCCAAAGAAUUAGUACAAUUCGCACAAGAGAACCCAACGAUACCCAUGGGAUAUUUGAUGUUUGAGACGAUUUUCGCUCAACUAUUUCGCCUUCCACAAUCGCCGCAUCCCCAAAUAUUUUACGCGUCGCUACUUCUGGAACUCUGCAGAUUACAAGCGACAAGCUAUCCGCAGAUUCUUGUACAAUCGGUUGAAUUGCUUUACCAGCGAGCCGAUGCUAUGCAGCCUGCAUGUAUUGAUAGAUUAGUCGACUGGUUUAGUUUCCAUCUUUCCAACUUUCAAUAUAGAUACUCUUGGAAGGACUGGAGUGAUUGUAUUGAAAAAGAUUCAUUCUGUGGAAGUGUUGCAUUUGCCCGAGAAGUUAUUGAAAAGUGUCGACGGCUUGGUUCUUAUGAUAAAAUUAUUCAAGCGCUUCCAUCGGAGUUUGUAAGAAUUCAUCCAACAAUUCCCGAAAUUCGUUACAUGCUUGACGAUGAACUCGAACCCGGAUAUCAUAAAGCGACAGUUUUCACGAAAAUGUUCCAAGAACGCCGCGAUGCUGACGCAUUCUUGGAAGAACUUCAACAUGAAGACCCCGAGGAGGGAUACAAUGCAGACGAUUUCGCAGUUUUUGUGACUGUAAUGCUGAAAAUGGCCGCUAAAACAUACAGUCAUAAUUUCUCGGCACUUUCGAGAUAUCAAAAGACGCUCAAAACUGUAUGCGAUUUCCACGAAAAGUUUCAGGAAGUCUUGCUUGACACUAUAUAUUCAUGCUGGAAGACCAAUCAACAGAUGAUGAUGAUUUUAAUCGAUAAAUUGCUCAAAAUGCAAGUUUUGGAUUGCUCGCAGGUAAUUUCGUGGCUUUUCGAUGAAAAACUGAAAUGCGAGCAUGAUCGACAAUGGACGUUCGAAGUGCUGAACACCGCGCUUGAAAAAUUGUCGAGGCAUAUCGUGUCUGUUGAAAAGGAUUAUAAAGAGCUCAAGGAAAAAAUUGAACGCGAGAAAACUGAAAAUAACGAUGAGGAAAUGGAGGAUGAAGAUAAAAAGGCGGCCGAUUUAGAGGAAUUGGAAUCCCAGAAAGAGAAACUCGAAAGUUUGGUUGAUUUCCAGAAGAAUCUUUUCAUGGAUGUUCUCCAUAAAUUUACUGUAGCAUUAACCGAUAUUAUCGUUAAGUGUGAAUCGGAAGGCACCGAUUUCCACACGCCUAUGUUUAAUUGGGUUCGAGGACGAUACUGUCAAGUCUUCCUCUGGCAUUGUCGGACUUUGAGCAAGUUUAGUGGACCACUAUCCGAUGAGCUGUUCACAGAAGGCACUGACGAUAGAGUUUUAGAGUGUUUCAAACAGUUUUUAGCUCUUCGCCAAUAA